Messenger RNA from Penicillium olsonii, 912 nucleotides. The record is from the annotation of a GenBank genome assembly. NCBI's taxonomy places the organism in Eukaryota, Fungi, Ascomycota, Eurotiomycetes, Eurotiales, Aspergillaceae.
AUGAUGUACCGCACCACCGCUGCCCGCUCCGCGCUCCGCGCGCUCCAGAGCUCCAAUGCCUCCGUGGCUCGCUCCACUCUGGGUAACCAGAUCUUCAAGGCCCAGAUGACCUCGUCUGCCCGCAAUGCGAUCCGUCCUUCCGUCUCCCCCAGCUUCGCGAUCGCCGCUCGCAAGCCCGUCACCACCGCCCUUGUGCGCCACUCUUCCUCUUCCGCCAAGGACGACGACGAUGUCGAUGUCAUGGCCGGUAUGAAGUCCGAGGCUAAAGUCAUCAAGGAGACUUUCAGCCUGAACCAGGUCCCCAAGGAGGCCCUGUACCUCGGUAUGGCUGGUGUUGUUCCCUACGUCGCCACCUCCCUCCAAACCGCCUUCCUUACCUACGAGAUCAGCCGCGCUGCUUCUCUCGGUGACGGUCUGAUCUUCUCCGGCCAGUCCGCUGAGCUCAUGCUGCACAUGCUCGAGCCCAUCCAGGUUGGCUACGGCGCUGUCAUCCUCUCCUUCCUCGGUGCCGUCCACUGGGGUCUUGAGUGGGCUGGCUAUGGCGGCAAGUUCGGCUACCGCCGCUACGCCGCUGGUGUUGUCGCCCCCGCUGUCGCCUGGCCUACUCUGCUCUUCCCCACUGAGUACGCCCUGAUCAGUCAGUUCCUGGCUUUCACCUUCCUGUACUACAACGAUGCCCGCGCUGCCGCCGCUGGCCGCGCUCCCCACUGGUACGGCAUGUACCGCUUCGUGCUGACCUUCGUCGUCGGUGCCUCCAUCGUUGCUACCCUGAUCAGCCACGAGAAGGUCCAGCAGGUCGUCACCUCCGAGCACACCAUCAAGGACAAGAUCAACGCUCUGAUCUUCCUGCAGAAGAAGGAGAAGGAGGAGGCCGAUGCUCGCCGCCGUGGUGAGAUCGAGGAGACCGACUAA